AUGGUUUAUGACUGGGAUGGAAAGCGCGAGAUAUGCUAUCAGAUGUACAUCAAAGAUAGAAAAGCCUUGGAGGAGAUCAUGGAGUACAUGAGAAACGUGUAUCAAUUUUCUCCAAGUAAACGCGCAUUCCAGACACAAUUCAAACGAUGGGGCUUUCCUUCAAAGCAGAAUCCAGCACAUAAAAACCUGCAGCUUGUUACCCGCGUUAAGCAACUCUGGGAGACAAAUACCAGCCAGCGCGACAUGCUUCGGAUCCUCAACGAAGAAGGCUUCCAGAUAAAAGAACGCGAAUUGAUGAGAGUGCGGGCCAAAAACCGUUGGCUACUCCGGGUUCCCAAUGGGACGAAAGCACAACAGGUGGCGCUAAGUUCUCCUCAAACUGAAGACGACAGUCUAUUAGCGUUGCAAGAGUAUCAACCAGAUCCUCAGGACGUCGCAGACUCGUCUGAGGCUGCGCUUAAACGCAAGGAACGCCUUGAUCGUCUACAAGCGGAGAGUGCCGAACGUUGGGCUGCCAGAAAGCGGCGUCGACGCACAAGGGGAUGGGCUGGUUUACCAGCCGACCCCCCAGGCCCCCCACGUUUCCCGUCUGAAACCACCAUUGACGAGAGCAAGAAAUACCUCAAACUUGACAACGCUGGGUACCGACAAAUUAGAGACCAAUUUCAGAGUAUUUGCGAGAAGGCAGGCUUCAUCAAGAAAACCAUUGCGGGGCCUGAGAAAUGGCAAGAGGCAAAGAAUACCUUGAUCCAGAAUUCCGAACAUCUGCAACGUGUUUUCUGGGACGACCCCGAUCAACUCGAAGCCAAAUCCCUCGCUCUUGAUGUUGUAUGUACCGAUGUUACCAAACGAAUGAGGACACUGGAAAGGCGCAUGACCAUUGCUGAGGCGAAGAAUGUGCUUGGUAUCAACCCAGAGGAGAGCCGUCAAAUCCGCAAUGCAUUUUACAAUACACUGAGAAACGAUCACUUCACAAGUAAGUUGGAAGCGGGCGAUGAGCAUUGGAAGGAGCUCAAGGAGCAGUGGGUUCAAGGUUCUGAGCUUCUUCAACGCGUUCUUGCCCCGGGAUCUGCAGAUCCCAAGCAUGCCACAAAGUUGAGGGCGCUGGAAGUCUUGUGUCGUGAUGUUAUGAAGCGCCUUCGCGAUGAUCAAACCAAAAGAGACCCAUCCCGUAGGCGACUGGCCGCUAACCCUAACAUUCGCGUCGCCGAGAGAGCGAGCACUGAUCUCACUGGCCCAUUUGACUGUGACAUUUCAAAUGGCAUCAGCUCGCUUGCGUCCGAGGCUCUUGCCAGUGCACCUAUCACUUCCAGCGACCUUGGCGAUAUGCAAAUUGAUCCUUCGCUCUUGCAGGCUGCAAAUAACACGUCAUUUACCCCGACUGUUCACCAUGAUCCUGGAAGUGCAUUUGGUUACGUUGAUUCCAUUUUGGAUUCGACUAUCAUGCCCAUGACAGUUUAUCUUAGCAUCAGCCCCGAAAGUGAAUUGCAUGCGGACUCUAAGCCAUGGGUUGAUAAGCUGUCAACUAAAUCAGCAACUGAACUACGGCAGCUGGUUUCUGCCAGGUUUCCCGAUUCAAUCGUCGUCAAAAUCGAGGCUUUCGACGGAGAUACGAACGAAAACAAUGCCACAUAUUCCAUAAAUGAUGACGACGAACUCUACGGAUACAUGGCCCAUCUCCAAGGGCGAAAAGCAGUGUUCGCCUUUUGGUUGAGUCGAGGAUAA
Messenger RNA from Aspergillus nidulans FGSC A4, 1725 nucleotides. Its product is annotated as Clr5 domain-containing protein. The coding region runs from base 1 to 1725 and encodes 574 amino acids. The transcript is spliced from 2 exons. The record is from RefSeq and is a predicted model, not a curated record. NCBI's taxonomy places the organism in Eukaryota, Fungi, Ascomycota, Eurotiomycetes, Eurotiales, Aspergillaceae.